CUGGAUUAUGAUCGAAAAAAGAGCUAAAUAUCGACCGAGCCCGAAAGUAUUUGAGUGCAUCCAUUGAACCACAAUUGGCCAGCAAAAAGAAAGAAAGAAAGACAUUGUGUUUAUUCUACAUACACACAUACAGCAGCUGUUGUCAUUAGUUAUCCAUCCAUUGUCUUGCCGAGCGGUCCAUUGGAAAUCGAUCGAUUCGUUCGAUUUCAAGUGGCUAUAGCCCCUUCCUAUAGGAUUAAAUUGUGUUAUAUCAGAAUUAAAUCGGCCAUCUACAUACAUAAUGAGCUUGAACGAAGAAUCGACAACAGCAAUAAUUAGCAGUAAUACACCGAACGAAUCAGAAUCAUCAAUACCAUUGGUGUCUAAUUGUAAAUCAAACACAUUUCUUUGUGGUGUCGUCGAAGGAUUCUAUGGCCGACCAUGGACACUGGAACAACGUAAAGAUCUUUUUGUCAAAUUAAGACGAUUCGGUAUGAAUGUCUAUAUGUAUGCACCGAAAGAUGAUCUCAAACAUCGAAAUUUAUGGCGAGAACUAUACACGGUCGAGGAAUCGGAACAAUUGUCUGUGUUAAUAUCGAAUUCUAAGUCAAAUGAUGUCCUCUUUGUUUACGCUAUAUCACCGGGCUUGGACAUUGGUUAUUCAAAUUCAAAAGAUGUUCAGGCAUUGAAACGUAAAUUGGAUCAAGUUAAAGAGCUAGGAUGUGAGGCAUUCGCUUUAUUAUUCGACGAUAUUGAACCUGAAUUGAAUGAAAACGACCGUGAAGCAUUUAAAUCGUUUGCAAGUGCACAGGUUUCGGUUACCAAUGAGGUUUACCAACAUUUAGAUCAACCGGUAUUCCUGUUUUGUCCGACCGAAUAUUGUUCAUCUCGAGCCGUACCGAAUGUCCAACAUUCUGAUUAUCUGGCUACGAUCGGAACCAAACUGAACACUAACAUCGGUAUCAUGUGGACCGGUAAUCGUGUUAUAUCUCAAAGUAUUGGUUUAUCGCAGAUACAAGAACUAACCGAUGUUCUUCGUCGAAAGCCUAUCAUCUGGGACAAUCUUCACGCUAAUGAUUAUGAUCAGAAACGUUUGUUUUUGGGUCCAUACAGUGAUCGUUCAACGCAACUGAUACCACAUCUAAGUGGAGUGUUCACUAAUCCUAACUGUGAAUACGAAGCUAAUUUCAUUCCAAUCCAUACGUUGGGCCAAUGGAGCAAAUGUACUAAAGAUGCUAGCGAAUGUCAAUCCAACUCCGAUAUCAAACUCGAAUCUGAAUCGGAAAAUGGAUCAAUUGAAGAUGUACCGGUCGAAAUGGACGCAUGUGUAUAUCAUCAUCGAAAUGCAUUGCGUAUAGCCAUCCAAGAAUGGAUUGCUGAAUUCUACAAAGUUAAAAACCCACAAAUAAAACCAAAUUUAGUGUUAGGGACAAACUUUGCUGGCAAUCCACCGCCUAACAUUACAAUUAACUAUGAUUCACUUAUAACAACGACCGCUAAAUUGUCGCCAUCUUCUACCAAGAAUGAGAUAUCGACCGAAAAUAGUCUGAUGCUUGAUGCUGACAUUGCCGUUCCGAUCGUAAAUGGCAUAAAUGGCAAUUCGGUUUCCAACCAUAACAAAGACCAUGAAAACAAAGAGAAUGCUGUUCAAAGCUUGGAACCGAUGGACUGUAAUCCGUCUCCAGAUUCUCUCAAGAUCAAUUCGUUAGACGUACCUAUGAUGGAAAAUUCAACAAAAGAGACUGAUGGCAAUUCAGCCAAAAACAGUAUGAACAGUGUAGAUUCGGAUGAAAUGCAAACGGAAGUUAUAUUCGAAAAUGAUGAUUCUUUGGCAACUAACGAAACGAAAUCCACAAUGCUCACCUAUGAAGACAUUGCCCUGUUGGUCGAUUUAUUCUAUUUACCGUUCGAACAUGGAGCUCAAGGCGUUCAAAUUCUACAUGAGUUCCAUUGGUUGAAGACCAACGGAUUCAUCGUAUCAGAAUAUCGUCGUAAACGACAGAUGACGGCCAAUGAACAAACAUCGAUUGUUGGUGUAGAAAUUAACGAAUGGUAUGACCGCGCAGCCAAAUUCAACGAUAUGACCAUUCUGAUUGGCCGUCUGUUGACACGUUUAACAUUCUGUAAAAAUCGUUCUCUGCUAUAUGAGCUCUAUCCUUAUGUUUGGGAUAUCAAAGGAGUGAUUUCAUUGCUCAAUUCAUAUGUCAAAUGGAUCGCACUCGGCCGAGUUCCGGUGACAAACUUUUUCCAACCACUUGGGUUGUUUCCCGCAACUUUCACAUGGUUUUCCAAAGGAUAUAAAGAAGCAUUUCAAAGCGGUGAACAAGAACCGUGGUUAUUUCGUGGUGGUCUUACUGGUGAACUACAGCGAAUGUUACCUGUAGAAUCGGUGAGCGAUUUAUUCCUGUACAAGGCGCCUGAUUCACCCACUAGCCGUAUAUACACAAUCCGUCCCUAUCUGCCAAGUGAUGUGCAAUCGGUGUACGAAGUGUGUUUUAAAAAUUACGAUCGCCACAUCUAUCUAGAAGAUCAGGAUGAAUUGGUUGGGGAUAAAUUAAUCGGUGGUUUUCUUACACUCAGUCCUGAAUAUUGUUUCGUUGUCGAAGAUGAUGUCCGUCUAUGUGGCUAUGCUUUGGCCGUGUUGGAUGCUAAAAAAUUCUUCGCCAAACUACAAGUCUCAUGGAUACCUGAAUUGUUGAAAAAGUAUCCAUUGACAUCAAACGACUCAUUGGUGGUGGCCGAACGUCGAUCGCUAAAGGAAAAAUAUGUGGGCCAAUUUGUGGACGAAAUGCAUAACCAAUGCAAGCAACAACAAUUUUCCGAUCCUGAAGAAAUAUUCACAAAUUAUUCAUCAUUACUAUCAUUGGCUGUCAUGGCCAAUAUCAUCGAUCUAAGCGUACCAAAACGGAUGCUCACCUGUGUGAUUGCUGCACUCAAAGCAAAUGGGUCGAAAGGCUUGUAUUGUCGAUUAGCAGCAAACGAUAAGAAAACCAUCGACUUUUAUCUGAAGCUAGGAUUUCAUACAAUCAGUCUGACCAACUCGAUCGCUACCAAUGAUGAUAUCUAUGUGGGACGAAUCAUCUAGCCCAUCAUCAUUCAUUCAGUUCCUUCACCCCAUAUAUGAGCCAUACACAGAUGUACAAACGUUUUUUGGUGAUAUAAAUCUCUAAUAUUUUGGGUGAUAUCCUCUCGCAUGCCCCCUUUCCCCAUUCUCCAUUACUAUUUCUAUAUUUCUAUUCUAUAAUUAAUACAUAGACACACUGACGAAAACCGAAAUUGAAUGACCGAUAAAUAUUAAUAAUUGAUAUUUCAAUAAAUAUAUAAUAAUAAAUAUA
Molecule: messenger RNA, 3314 nt
Organism: Dermatophagoides farinae (American house dust mite)
Lineage: Eukaryota; Metazoa; Arthropoda; Arachnida; Sarcoptiformes; Pyroglyphidae
Gene: Oga
Product: O-GlcNAcase
Biological process (GO): glycoprotein metabolic process
Molecular function (GO): beta-N-acetylglucosaminidase activity
Source: RefSeq, a predicted model, not a curated record